CUUUACCAUUUUUUUCCACGUGACACUGAAAUGUGCUUUACUUACUAGGCCGUUGUCUCCCUCACAGCAUGUGCGUCUCAGGAGGGUGGGGGCUCCUCCCUUGCUCAGGGCAGCACCCCCAUCCCACAAAGUGCCCAGGGACUGUCCCUCACUCAGGACAGUGUCCUUGUUCCACGAAAGAGCCUGGCCUGCAGGGGGCACUCCCUGUUUCCUGAAUGAAUGAGGGCACGAAUGGCAGGACGGGCAGGUGGACUCAUGUUUCCAUAACUUUGCCUUUCAGCCGUGACAACCACGAGUGGAAGAAGCUGAUUAUGGUCCACCACUGGCCGGCGACCGUGUGCAAGGAAGUUGAAAAUGACUGUAGAGAGCCCCCGGAUUACUGGACAAUCCACGGAUUAUGGGCUGACAAAGCAGAACAGUGUAAUCGAUCGUGGCCCUUUCAUCCAGAGGAGAUUAAGGAUCUAUUGCAAGAAAUGAAGAUGUACUGGCCCGACGUGAUCCACCCCUCUCCUAAUCGCACCUCUUUCUGGAAGCACGAGUGGGAAAAACACGGGACCUGCGUAGCCCAGCUGGACGCCCUCAACUCCCAGAGGAAGUACUUCGGCGAGGGGCUGGACCUGUACAGGGGGCUGGCCCUCAACAGCGUACUCCAGAAACUGGGGAUAGUGCCGUCGGGUGGCAAUUACUACCAGGUUUCAGACAUCAGAGAUGCCCUCGCCAGCGUGUACGGAGUCAUCCCCAAGGUCCAGUGUCUUCCCCCAGAGCAGGUCGGGUGCUGUUUGCUGACCUUCUUGUCUGUAUUGAGGAGACAGGUUCCACGUUGCCGGCAGCUUUGUGCUCACGUGGACUUCCCAGUGUGUUGCUUGCAUGUGAGAGCCACGUGUGCACGUGUGGGUACACAUGUGGGUACACGUGGUGCAGGCACGUGCUGUGCAUGCGCUGGUGUGCAUAUGGCACGUGCCACGGGUGUGCUGUGUGUAGAAAUAACCUUGCCUUUUGGCUCGAUGCCAGGACAGAGUUUUUCUCACGACUUAUCCCUACCCAGAAUGCACCUGUCCUGGAAGGGCCGGCGGGCAGGACAUCGCUGUAGUUGAACGUUUCUGGGUUAGAAAUGUUUAUAGCAUGAGCCUCAGUGACUCAUGGCUGUUGCCUGUCCAUCUUAUGGACGAGUUGUGAUCUGUCAGUUGAGGGCAACUUGAUUUUUUUCAGACCAGGAGGCUGGUUUCUCUAUGAAGCCGUCUGCUCCCAGUGUCGUGGGCACAUGCACGUGAGCCGCUGUGUCCACACUGCCUCUGGCCUUGUGU
This is a messenger RNA of Miniopterus natalensis, 1304 nucleotides long. NCBI's taxonomy places the organism in Eukaryota, Metazoa, Chordata, Mammalia, Chiroptera, Miniopteridae. The record is from RefSeq and is a predicted model, not a curated record.